This is a messenger RNA of Fraxinus pennsylvanica, 1902 nucleotides long. NCBI's taxonomy places the organism in Eukaryota, Viridiplantae, Streptophyta, Magnoliopsida, Lamiales, Oleaceae. The record is from the annotation of a GenBank genome assembly.
AUGGAAACCCUAAGCGAACGAGCGGCAUUGAUGAGAGAAUCAAUGCAGAAAAGCCAGUCUGUUACCGAUAAUAUGGUCACCAUUCUCGGCUCCUUCGACCACCGCCUCUCCGCCCUCGAGACCGCCAUGCGACCCACCCAGCUGAGAACACAUUCGAUAAGGAGAGCGCACGAGAACAUUGACAAAACACUCAAGGUGGCUGAGGCUAUUCUGGGACAAUUUGAUCUCAAACGCCAGGCCGAGGCUAAAAUACUGAGGGGGCCACACGAAGAUUUGGAGAGUUACCUAGAAGCAGUUGAUCAGCUAAGGAGUAUUGUUCGUUUUUUCAGUGGCAAUAAAAGCCUUAAAAGUAGUAUUGGUGUGAUUAACCAGGCCAAUAACUUACUUGGAAAGGCAAUCUUCAAACUAGAAGAAGAGUUUCGGCAGCUUCUUACCUCGUACAGCAAACCUGUGGAACCAGAUCGUCUUUUCGAUUGCCUACCCAAUUCUCUGCGACCAUCAGUAUCAUCAUCCGGUGAUGGUCAUGGAACUAAACCACAUUCAGAGCACCAAACUAAAAGUUUGGAGACUGUUGUUUAUCAUCCUCCGGCUCUAAUUCCUGCUAGAAUUCUGCCUUUGUUACAUGACUUGGCUCAACAAAUGGUUGAAGCAGGCCAACAACAGCAACUCUUUAAUAUAUAUAGGGAAACUCGGUCUUCGGCGGUGGAGCACACUCUCAGGAAACUAGGUGUGGAAAGACUUAGUAAAGAUGAUGUACAAAAGAUGCAGUGGGAAGUUCUGGAGGCAAAGAUUGGAGACUGGAUUCAUUUUAUGCGGAUUUUGGUGAAACUUCUAUUUGUUGCUGAAAAGAGUGUGUGCAAUCAGAUUUUUGAUCAUGAGAGUCUUAGGGAUCAGUGUUUUGCAGAAGUUAUGGCAAAUAGUGUAGCCAUGCUACUUAGUUUUGGAGAAGCUAUUGCCAAGAGCAGGAGAUCACCUGAAAAGCUAUUUGUCCUCUUAGACAUGUACGAGAUAAUGAGAGAACUUCAGCCAGAUAUUGAUAUCAUAUUUGGAAGUAAAUAUUGUGGUGAAAUACGGGAAGCUGCUAAGGUGUUGACAAAACGUCUAGCUCAGACUGCCCAGGAGACAUUUGGUGAUUUUGAAGAAGCAGUUGAGAAAGAUGCCACCAAAACUGCUGUUCUCGAUGGAACAGUCCAUCCUUUGACCAGCUAUGUGAUCAACUAUGUGAAGUUUGUCUUUGACUAUCAAUCGACUCUAAAGCAACUUUUCAAAGAGUUCAACGAUGGUGAUGAAGACGAACAGCUAGCAUCUAUAACAACACGGAUAAUGCAGGCUCUCCAAAAUAACCUAGAUGGGAAAUCUAAGCAAUACAAAGAUCCUGCAUUAACUCAAUUAUUUCUCAUGAACAAUAUACACUAUAUUGUUAGAUCUGUGCGCAAGUCAGAGGCAAAGGAUCUGUUAGGGAAUGACUGGGUGCAAAUACACAGAAGAGUUGUCCAGCAGCAUGCAAAUCAAUAUAAGAGGAUAUCAUGGUCUAAGAUUUUGCAGUGUCUCUCCAUUCAGGGACUUCAAGGUGGUAGUGGUUCAUUUGGAGAUGGUGGUAGCACUGCUAAUGUUUCCCGGGCAAUGAUUAAAGACAGGUAUAAAACCUUCAAUAUACAGUUUGAGGAGCUUCAUCAAAGACAGUCUCAAUGGACCGUUCCUGAUACCGAGUUACGCGAGUCAUUGAGGCUGGCAGUUGCAGAGGUCCUAUUGCCUGCUUAUAGGUCUUUCGUAAAACGUUAUGGGCCUUUAAUUCAGGGUGGAAAAAAUCCACAGAAGUACAUCAGAUACAGUCCUGAAGAUCUUGAAAGAAUGUUGGCUGAGUUUUUUGAAGGGAAGACAUCAAUUGAUCCAAGGCGGUAG